Molecule: messenger RNA, 882 nt
Organism: Bradysia coprophila
Lineage: Eukaryota; Metazoa; Arthropoda; Insecta; Diptera; Sciaridae
Product: apolipoprotein D-like
Biological process (GO): response to reactive oxygen species; lipid metabolic process
Cellular component (GO): cytoplasm
Source: RefSeq, a predicted model, not a curated record
AAUAAGACGAAAACAGCUUCACUGAUUCAGUUGUCUUCCAGCGAUCAUUCGCACUUAUCAAGCGACCUGUAAACCAAAAUCAAGUGAGAAAUGUCGUUUUCUUACUCAACCUAUGUGUGGGCUUUUGCUAUUGCCAUUCUGUCGACCGAUGCAUCAAACCGAGGAAAACCAAGAUCAACGUGUCGCGAACCGACUGUUUUCCAGAAUUUUGAUUUAACUCGCAUCUUGGGGCAGUGGUACAUAUACUCGCAUCAUGAUCAUGACUUUGAACGAGGAUGUGACUGCUUCACAUCCGAAGCGAUACAAACGGAUGUGAACACAAUGCAAAUAUCAAAUUGUUGUCAAAUGUCUAGGGUGAGUAAUGAGACACAAACGUGUAACGUUGGCGUUAAUGGCGCACGGCUUGCGAAUCCGGAGAAGAAAGAAGCAAUGUUCUUGUACACGAGGGCUGGAGUCACCGUCGAAUCACAAGUCUGGAUCGUCCACACCGACUAUGUAAACUAUAUGAUUGUAAACGCAUGUGAACGGGUUAGUGACGAAGAAGAGCGGGAGCUUUUCUGGAUUCUGUCAAGAGAUUCAGUAAUCAGCAGAGUCGAAGCGAAAAAAAUUGACGAUGUACUCGAGGCCAACCACUUUGAAAAGGACAAAAUCAUCAAGCAGAGACACGAAGCAGAUAUCUGCAAAUCGAAAAGACCACAAAGAGGACAUGGUAAUCAAGGUCACGGUAACGAAGGUCAUGGUCACGGUAACGAAGGUCAUGGUCAUGGUAAUCAGGGUCACGGACACCGUAAUUAAAUCAAUUUAACUUUGCCAGAUGUUCAUCAUUUAUUCAAUUUUGUGCAACUUAAAUGUUUUGUGAACUCAAUAAAUUCAUAAAGUGAA